CAGUGCAGGGAAGGACCCCUCGAGUUAUAUUGAGGACCGAAUUGGUGGGACUGCAUCAUUGCAGUCGGAUGGCAAUCCAAGAUCCGGGCUUCGAAAGGCUCAUCAGGCGAAAGCCCGUGGAAAGCCUCGGGACUUUGAGACUCGGUGGGCCCUACCCCGUUUCCCUUCGGGUGACGGCGCUGUGACGAGCAACUGACAGGCGCAACGAAAGGCAGCCCCUCCGCUGUCUUGGAGAAAAGCAGAAACCUAGGCUACUGGUCUCGGGAGGGAGCCGAGGGCAGUGCUUGGGGGCAGCGGGUCACAACGGCUGAAAGCGCGCGUGGGAAGCGGGGUCUCAGAGUUUCGGGAUGUCAGAGAAAGAUGUCUCUCUGGAGGAGGCGGGCUAAAGCAGGGGUCCCAGUCACCAUGGAGGACCGGCACUCCAAACAGACCAUGGAGCAGCAGGAUUCGUCCGAGGAGAGAAGUUCCCGAAGUCCGAGAGGUGACCUCUGCCACCUGGGGGCCCUGGAGUGCACCCGCUGCCUCAUCACUUUCGCCGAUUCCAAGUUCCAGGAGCGCCACAUGAAGCGGGAGCACCCAGCGGACUUCGUGGCCCAGAAGCUGCAGGGGGUCCUCUUCAUCUGCUUCACCUGCGCCCGAUCCUUCCCCUCCUCCAAGGCCCUGAUCACCCACCAGCGCGGCCACGGUCCAGUGGCCAGGCCCUCCCAGCCGGCUGCACCCAUCACCACACCACCCACCUUCCCCUGUCCCGACUGUGGCAAGACCUUCGGGCAGGCUGCUUCUCUGAGGCGGCAUCGCCAGGCACACGAGGCCCACCCUCUUCCUGGCCCCUUUGCCUGCACCGAGUGUGGUCAGGACUUUGCCCAGGAAGCAGGGCUGCACCAACACUACAUCCGGCAUGCGCGGGGGGAGCUCUGAGAGUAGCUUACGCCCGCCCCAGGGCCAUAGGAGCUCUGUGGCUGGUGGGAUGCACGUCUGAUAUGGGAUGGGAGCCCUGGACUUUCCUCCCUGGAAAGGCAAAGGACUCCUGAGAAACAGGACCCAGAAGAUACUCAUUUGGAGCUUCAGUCUUUGGAGGACACAAAAGCCUUCAGGGAAACAGUCAAAUCAGACAAUAAUGAGAUCUAUUGUUUUUAAAAAAAAUUAACAGGAAAGAGGGAAAACUGUGAUUUGUAUCUCCCUCAUCCCCAAUUAAAUAGUUUGAAACUGCAACUA
Molecule: messenger RNA, 1215 nt
Organism: Capra hircus (goat)
Lineage: Eukaryota; Metazoa; Chordata; Mammalia; Artiodactyla; Bovidae
Gene: ZNF576
Product: zinc finger protein 576
Exons: 3
Coding region: 361-918 (185 amino acids)
Biological process (GO): regulation of transcription by RNA polymerase II
Cellular component (GO): nucleus
Molecular function (GO): RNA polymerase II cis-regulatory region sequence-specific DNA binding; DNA-binding transcription factor activity, RNA polymerase II-specific
Source: RefSeq, a predicted model, not a curated record